AUGACUGCCGAAGAGGACGAAGACACUGUCAUGGGAGAGGCGGUUACUCAUAACCCUAACCCUGCUCCCUCGCAGCAUCUUACUCAUGAUGGCGCUGGCCAUAGCAAUGGAAGAUCGGAUCCGUGGCUCGUACCACCUCUCCUAGGGCCAUCUCUCAAGUUGCCUGUCCAGUCAGCUGCUAGCGUGCGAAACCCUCAGCCAGCUGUUGCCGCAGACAACCACACAAUGUCACCACCCAAGAGUCUACCAAAGCCAGCUGAUUCUGGUGACGCCACUGCAGAAGAUUUUGUCCAGCUUAAUGAUAGUCUCGUUGAGGAAAACUCUGACUGGUCUGAGGGGGAAGAUGCCGUUGCCAUUAGAGGUCUUCCCAUUGCUCAACUCCCUUCCGGUCUGUGCUAUGACGUUCAGAUGCGCUACCAUUGUGAAGUGCGCCCAACGGCAGAUGUUCACCCAGAGGACCCGAGGAGAAUCUAUUAUAUUUACAAGGAGCUAUGCCGAGCUGGGCUCGUUGACGACCCAGAGUCAUCCAGACCGCUUGUCUCACGACCUUUGAAACGGAUUAGUGUCCGCAAUGCUACUGAGGAAGAAAUAUCUCUUGUUCACACACCGGAUCAUUUUGCAUUUGUUGAAAGUACAAAAGAUAUGACCGAUGAUGAGCUUAUUGCUCUUGAACAUACUCGUGAUUCGAUAUACUUCAAUAAGUUGACCUUCGCAUCUUCAUUAUUGUCCGUCGGAGGCGCAAUUGAAACAUGCUUAGCUGUUGCCACACGGAAAGUGAAGAACGCUAUAGCAGUUAUCCGGCCACCAGGGCACCAUGCUGAACAUGACAAAACUAUGGGGUUCUGUCUGUUCAACAACGUAUCCGUAGCAGCUCGUGUAUGCCAGAGACAGUUAGGAGAAAUAUGCAGAAAGAUCCUCAUUCUUGAUUGGGACGUUCAUCAUGGCAAUGGUAUCCAGAAGGCAUUCUACGAUGACCCUAACGUCUUAUAUAUCUCACUCCAUGUGCAUCAGGAUGGGAAAUUCUACCCUGGAGGGGAUGAAGGCGACUGGGACCACUGCGGUGCUGGUGCUGGCUAUGGGCGAAACGUCAACAUACCUUGGCCGAGCCAGGGAAUGGGCGAUGGCGACUACAUGUAUGCCUUUCAACAAGUCGUGAUGCCCAUUGCACAGGAAUUCAAUCCCGAUUUGGUAAUAGUCGCCUCUGGCUUUGACGCCGCUGUGGGUGACGAGCUUGGAGGUUGUUUUGUCACACCUACCUGCUACGCUCACAUGACACACAUGCUUAUGACCCUUGCAAAUGGAAAGGUUGCUGUUUGUCUAGAGGGCGGUUACAAUUUCAGAUCAAUCUCAAAGUCUGCACUCGCAGUCACGAAGACCCUUAUGGGGGACCCGCCUGACCGGCUUCAUUCAACCUUCCCUUCAAAACUGGCAACGACUACCGUGAGACGAGUCAUGAUGAUCCAGUCACAAUUCUGGAAUUGCAUGUAUCCGAAAGCGCCGCAGGAGGAGGGGCUCUGGACAGAUAGGCUACAUGAUGUUAUUCGUGCUUACCAGUCUAAACGACUAUACGAGAACUACAAGCUAACCUCACUUUACAUUUACCGAACUGCCAUCUCCAAGUCUUUCGAGAAUCAAGUUCUGGCCACGCCGAAUUAUUAUCAACGCAAUCCACUCCUGGUGAUAUUCCAUGAUCCACCGGAAAUCAUGGGAUUGCCUCACCCUGUUACGAACAAGUUGGAAGCCCACAACUGCUGGCUUGCUGAUUCCAUGAAGGACUAUAUCGGAUGGGCCGUUGGAAAAGGGUAUGCUGUGAUAGAUGUCAAUAUCCCAAAGCAUGUGACAAUUGAACCCUCCGGGAAAUAUGAAGACGAGGAAGAGAACCGUCCCACAGCGACCGAGGAACUGGCUGCAUACCUCUGGGACAACUACAUUGAACCCAACGAGGCCACGGAAAUCUUCUUUCUUGGGAUUGGCAAUGCAUUCUACGGAGUCGCCAAUCUUCUGAUCAAUAGAGAUACGUUGUAUAAACGAGUGAAUGGCGUUGUAUCAUUCGUUGCCGAAAACCCAGUUCGAGCGAUUGCCUCUCAUACUCAGGUUUGGCUAUCAAGAUGGUAUAAAGAUAAUUCUCUUGUGUUCGUUUCGCACACCCAUGGCGUUUGGAACACCGUUGAAAACCGGCGCAAACCAUCGAAGCGCUACGGGCAUUUGAUCCAAUCUAACAAGUCAGGAUUGAGUGAGAUGCUGAUGUAUCACAAAGAGGAGGUGUUCCAGUGGAUCGAGGAUCGAGCCGACCCACACGAGAGUGAGGAGACGGAGGAGGAAAAACAGCCAAGUCGGUCUCCAACGAAGCCUGAGGAAGCUUUUGCCAAACCGACCUGA
This is a messenger RNA of Aspergillus pseudotamarii, 2379 nucleotides long. RefSeq names its product histone deacetylase hdaA (gene hdaA). Gene Ontology annotation, molecular function: histone deacetylase activity. Gene Ontology annotation, biological process: chromatin organization. The record is from RefSeq and is a predicted model, not a curated record. Bases 1 to 2379 code for a protein of 792 amino acids. Gene Ontology annotation, cellular component: histone deacetylase complex. Lineage: Eukaryota; Fungi; Ascomycota; Eurotiomycetes; Eurotiales; Aspergillaceae. The transcript has 14 exons.